AUGCCAGCUGUUGGGCUCGCCGCAUCUCACGGCGGUUCUGCCGGUUGCACUUCGGAUCUAGUUGCACGACCUCUGCAGCGCCCGCUUCGGAGCUUUAAGUUCCCCGCGAUUCUCGCUUCCGUCUCCGCCUCCCACGCGACGCCUCCGGGCCUCAGCCUCGCGCCGAGGUUCGGCCCGAGCCUGCUGUCGAGCCAGCCGGAUUCUGACGAUAUCUUUCCGUUACCGUCGGGCCCGGAGGAGCUUCAGCGCGCUGUGAUUGGCUGGCUGGAAGAGAAGGCGUCGCGCGUGCGUAACUUGCGCAAGUCCACUGCGGAAGCCGGCGGGCAGGCGCAGGUCACUCCGCGAGCGGGCUCGCUGGCGCUUGAGGCGCAACUUACCCGCGCAGUAACAUCCGCCCAUGCGCAUCUCAGUCGCGCGCAGACUUCGGCCGGGGAUGGCGCAAACCGCGCGCUAACAGCUCUUACUCGCCGACUCGAUGACGCAGUGACCACGGUGCGCGGGAAAUUGGAACAAACUGCGGGGAUCGGCGCGAGAUCUGGCGCGCCCUUGCUUGGUCCGGUUGCUGGAGUUGGUGCGCGGAUGGCGGUCGUGAAAGAGCGCGUGGGGAACGCGAAGGCGGAAGCGGAAGAGCGGAUGCUUUCUUUGCGCCGAUUCGGGGAGUUUUGGUGCCGAAUCGUUCAUGUAUACGGCAGCUACAAGGUUUGCCAACUCCACACCUCCCUCGCCCUCCCCCUCCCGGGUAACCGUCACCUCUCCUUACUCACAGACACACAGAAGCACGCAGCAUGGGAGAGGCAGCACGAGCGGGCAGCGGACCUGCUACACUCCCUCUGCACCGAAAUGCGCGGCUUCUUCCUUAAAGCGGGGCAGUUCUUAGCGAAGCCUGACGUGUCUCCCCCCGCGUGGGUGGCGAAGCUGGCCUCGCUGCACGAUGCUGCUCCUGCUGACCCGUUCCCGGUGGUGUGUGCGACGAUCGAGGGGGAGAUGGAGGCGGUAACUGGCAGGAAGGGAGUGAAGUGGACGGAUGUGUUUGCGAGGAUUGACCAGGAGCCUCUGGGUUCGGCCUCUAUUGCGCAGGUGCACAGGGCGUGGCUACACGAUGGGAGGAAGGUAGCAGUGAAGGUGCAGCACAGGGGGGCGCAGCCGCUCAUGCUCACAGACCUCGCCAACCUCAAGGCGUUCGGGGCGUUCCUUCAAAAGACAGAGCUGAAGAACAUGGACAUUGUGUCGGCUCUGGUGGAGCUGGAGAAACAGGUGCGGCUGGAGUUUGACUUCCGAAUAGAAGCAGAGGCAAUGGAGCGGGUUCACCUGGCGCUGAGAGGCGGUGGGAAGGGCGGAGAGAUGGCGAGAAGGAAACCAACUGCAGCAGCAGGAGGAGCAGCAGGAGGAGCAGAAGACGGAGCAGUCAAGAGCAGAGGUGGUGCUAAGCAGAGGAGGAGAGGUUCGAAACAGCAGCAGUCGGAACGCAGCAGUCACAUCAGCUCUUCCACCAUCCACCUCCUCCUCUUCCACCUCCUCCUCUUCCUCCUCGCCAGUCGUGGUGCCUCGCCCUGUUUCUGGCCUCGUGAGCCGGCAGCUGCUGGUGAUGGAUCUAAUCGACGGCUCGCCGCUGCUGAGAGUAGCAGAGCAGAUGGGAAGCAAGGCGGAUGGAUUCUUUGCUACGAGAAUGAAACGGCUGACCCGCACCCCGGUAACAUUCUCAUCUGCCCGGACCGAAAGGUCGCUCUCCUCGACUACGGGCAGACGAAACAAAUCUCCCAGCAGCACCGGCUGCAGCUCGCCGAGCUGAUCCUUGCCGUCGGUGACGGCGACGCGAGGAAGAUCGGACGGCUGUACAACGAGAUGGGGUUCGAGCUGAGCAAAACGGCCGAGGAAAAUCCGGAGAGCUUCAAGUGGAUGGCUACACUCAUGUUUGACACGCGGUCGGCGAAAGGCGCCACGACAUCGAACCCAUUUUCGGAGGAGCAUGCGGCGCAGAACAACGGCGUGAAAAAGUUUCCGGAGGAUUUGUUUUUUGUGGUGAGGUCGAUGCAGCUGCUGAGGGGGAUCUGCAUGGGCAUGGGGCUGAAUGAGUCGCUUGCGGAGCAGUGGCGGCCGAUUGCUCGGCAGGCGAUUCGGGAGGCGCAGAGGCAGAGGCAGCGGCAGUGA
Messenger RNA from Closterium sp. Naga37s-1, 2148 nucleotides. Lineage: Eukaryota; Viridiplantae; Streptophyta; Zygnematophyceae; Desmidiales; Closteriaceae. The record is from the annotation of a GenBank genome assembly.